Lodderomyces orthopsilosis Co 90-125 is the source of this 984-nucleotide messenger RNA. Its product is annotated as class I SAM-dependent methyltransferase. Bases 1 to 984 code for a protein of 327 amino acids. Lineage: Eukaryota; Fungi; Ascomycota; Pichiomycetes; Serinales; Debaryomycetaceae. The record is from RefSeq and is a predicted model, not a curated record. The transcript has a single exon.
AUGACAGACAUUGAAUCAGCUCAAGCCCAUAAACAUGCAGUCGAAUUAAACAGACAAGCAUUUGAUGAAGUACUUGCUCGAAAAUAUGACAAAAAGGAAACUCAAAUAUUGAUGGCAUACUUGUUUGCUAAACAUAUAUUGGAAUUUGAUUUAGGUGUGCCAGUGAAAAGAAGGAGCUUAGAAGAAUCGGAACCAUUGUUAGGUGACGCUCAUUUACCAUUCAGUGGGUUCAGCAGAGAGGAAACUUUGCCUGACCCAGGCACAUAUUUGGAGAAAUACCCAAAAACAAUCUUCCGCCCCGGUAUGAAAUUGUUGGAUUUUGCUUGUGGUACAGGGAUGGUUACUGAAUUAUUCGUGCCUUACCUAACUGCUAAUGCUAACGGUGGCCCAAAGAGUGAAAUAGUUGGAAUUGAUAUCGGGUCCACAUUUUUAAAAUAUUUUGAUCAAAGAGCUGCUAAGUUGAGUAAUGAUAAAGUGUCAAUGAAAUCAUACGAAUAUGAUGUUCUUGAUCCAAAGGUACAACCAGAACUAACCAAGUUCAACAAUUACUUUGAUUUUAUCUUCUCCACUAUUUCAUAUCACCAUAUUCACAGCUAUCAAGAAGUAACCAAAAAGUUGGUUGACUUCUUAAAACCCGGUGGUUGGAUGUUCAUUAUUGAUUUCUACAACGAAGACAUCGAAGAUCUCGAUGAGACAAAUAGUCGAUCCUUAUCCAAUGAAGUUCAACACAUGGGUGGAUUAAAAAUUGACAAAUUAAACCACACAUUAGGUGAAUUCUCCGGGUUGGUAAACGUUUCGAGUGCUCGUGAAUUCCGUGCCAAUUUAUGGCAACCCGAUGUAUUUAUUCGUAGUCAUAGUACAAAGGCUAUGGUUGAUAAGAUGAACAAUGGUGAAUUGGAAAGCAAAGAGAUUGAUGGACAAAUGAAUUAUCUUGUUGAAACCAGUUUUAUUUAUGCAAUUGGACAAAAACCGGAAUCUAAGUGA